UUCUCUUUCUCGGCGAUUUAUGGUAAACAUACUAUUCAACGCCGUCGUCAAUUGUGGGACCACCUUCGUUUCAUUAACUCUAUCAAUGUCGGUCCUUGGUUGUGGGGAGGGGAUUUCAAUACCAUUUCUUCCAUUGAGGAUCGUAUUUGGAGGUGCCCCUCCUCAACCCCUAGCUAUGGAAGAAUUCAAUGCUUGUAUCAAUGACUGCCACAUGGCCCCUGUCAGCACAUCGGGCCAUAAAUAUAUGUGGUGCAAUAACUUUGAGAGUAGGCCACACACUUGGCAAACUCUUGACAGAUUCUUCCAAUCCUCGGAUCUGUUGAUCUCGGGGAACCUGUCUGCCCAUGCUCUCCAUAGAUCUUUCUCUGAUCACUCUCCUAUCAUUCUUUCUUGGAGUAAUCAAUCUUAUGAUGGUCCUAGGCUUUGGAGAUUUCAGAGAAUGUGGACUCGUCAUGAAUCUUUCAAAGCUCAGGUUCUCCAUAUUUGGCAGCGUCCUCGGUCUCAUCCUCCCAUCAUUGAUAUUUGCAUGAAACUCAAGUCCCUCCGAUAUGCCCUUAAACAAUGGAAUUCCACCAUUUUUGGCAAUAUCUUCACUCAAAAGAAGGAUCUUGAAAACGACAUUCUUCGCAUUGAAUCCUCCCUUCAGGCUCAAUGGGACCCCUCCUCUCAUUAUGAGCUGCAGUCUACUAAAUCUAAAUGGCACGAAAUUGUUAUCCGGGAGGAAAUUUUCUGGAAACAAAAAUCGCGUAUUAGAUGGCUUAAGGAAGGAGACUCUAAUUCCAAAUUUUUCCAUGGUAUGGUUCGGAGUAAUAAGAGUCUGUUUCAGCUCUCUUCUCUUAAGGGCCUGAAUGGGGAUUCUUUCCAUGGUCCCGCUGCUAUUCAUCAGGCGGCUAUUAACCAUCUAUCAAACCUCCUGUCCUCUGAGCCUCAUUGUGUGCGAGAAGAAUUGUUGAGCCUGAUCCCACCUUCGAUUCAGGAUGACACUAAUGCUUUCCUCACUGCUCCUUUUUCCAUCGACAAAUUAGCUAGUGCUGCCGCCUCCAUUCCAGCAGAUAGCGCUGCUGGAAUUGAUGGAUUCUCCUCUUCUGUCUUCACUUCCCAAUGGAGUAUCGUCGGUAAUUCUAUCCUUGAAGCUGUGAAUGAUUUUCUUCUUCACAAAAAACUUCCGGCUAGCCUUACCCACACUAUCCUCGUGCUUAUUCCUAAAAAAACAGCAAAUGAACUCCCUUAAUGAUUUCCGGCCCAUUAGCCUUUGUACUUCUUUGUACAAAAUUUUUGCUAAGGCUUUAUGUGCUAGAUUAGCCACGAUCCUUCCUACCAUCAUAUCGUCUAAUCAAGGUGCUUUUGUCAAAGGCCGGAACAUUACAGACAAUAUCGGCUUGACAAAAGAA
This is a messenger RNA of Asparagus officinalis (garden asparagus), 1391 nucleotides long. RefSeq lists its product as uncharacterized. The coding region runs from base 20 to 1231 and encodes 403 amino acids. NCBI's taxonomy places the organism in Eukaryota, Viridiplantae, Streptophyta, Magnoliopsida, Asparagales, Asparagaceae. The transcript is spliced from 3 exons. The record is from RefSeq and is a predicted model, not a curated record.